AUGGCUCAGGGUGAGAACUGCGAUGAAGCCAUUGGAGAAGGUACUGAUCGCGACCGGCCAAAUGAGCCUGAGGAGUUCCCUGCGUGCCAGUCGUGUCGAAAACGCAAGCUGAAAUGCUCACGCGAAGCUCCAGCCUGUUCGCAGUGCUCUCGACUUUCUAUUCUAGAAGGACUUCUUCUAAAUGGUGAACGUACACUAAAUGGUGUGCCGAAUAAUGCAACUCCUGAUAUGGCAGGAUGCGUGUAUCACGCAGCCUUACUUGUAGCUAACUCCGCCAAAGCUGGAGUAGAAAACACUCAAUUACAAGCAACAUCUCUGGACUGUAAAAAGAGACACCUAUCCGUGCAAUGUACGGAAACUGCCUGCGCGACUUCUACAUGCCAUGCGACCAAGAAGCGGAGAAAAGAGGACUCAACCCGUACUGCAGCUGUUGAACGAGAAGUUCCUCUACCCGGACAAGAUACAUUGCGCAAGAUAGUCAAGACAUACUUUUCCAUAAUUCAUCCGUGGUUACCAUGCGUGCAUCAGCCAACUUUCGAGAGACGAUUAGAGAAUCUUACGCCGGACGACAAGUUGCUUGUGCUUGUGCAUGGUAUGAUUUGUGUAACUCUUAGACAUAUGAAUAUACAAGAAAUCGGGAUGGAUGAGGCGGAAAGAGACAUGCACAUUCGUGUUUCACGAGAUACAAUGAUUAAGAUGGCAAUAUUCGAUAUGUCUAUCGAGAGCCUGCAGGCUCUGAUCAUUCUUGCGUCAGAUCGCAUGGGCUACGGAGAUCUGGCUGGCGCAUCGCCAAUUAUUGGAUCACUCACACGCACCGUAGAAUAUCUACAAUUAUCAAUCGAGGUGGACGAGAAAUCUAAGCCACUUUUCCUUCGGCCCAUUGUCUUGCUAGAAGAUGCGCAAACCUGGACUGAAUCUGAGGAGCGGCGACGCAUUUUUUGGAAUGUCUUCAUUCUAGACCGGUUAUGUUCGGCAAUAGCAGGGUGGAGCACGAGUCUUACUUCGUCUGACGUCCGCCGGCGUCUCCCCUGCGAUGGCAAAAUGUGGGCUCGAGGUGAAAGUGCACUAACACCAUAUUUUGGAAUCUGGGACAAGUCAGCCGCCAAAAUUGGAAAUCCGAUUUCCUCAUAUAACAUGUCCGCAGCACGAUCACCUUCGUCCUCGGAGUCGUCUCGGAGCCAUACAUCCCCAGCAUCAGAAUCUGUGCAAGUCGGAGCAUUUGCGUAUCGCAUUGAGGCGACUGAGUCGUUGUGUCAAGUUACUACCUUCUUUUUACAACAGCCGGUUGAUUUCUCUAAUCGACAGGAGGUGAGCGGUUGGUUGAUGAGGUUUAAGGAGCUAGACUUGAGACUGGUUCACUGGAAAUAUCUCCUUCCCAGUAAAUGGAAUGACUCCAACAUCUCCCGCGACGAGACAAUUGUUAAGAUGGAUCCAAAUUUGACACUGGCACAUGUCACACACAAUACGUCCAUGAUAUUGUUACAUCAGCAUAUCGCUUAUCCGCCCGAUCAGCUGCGUAAUAUUGUCCGAUUGCCGAGUUCAUGCAGUGCUGAGACAUGCCAGCUCGCGGCGAUUGAGACCUCCUCCAUAGCACAAAAGUUCCUCACCCACAGCGCAUCGGAUAUUGUCGUUGCGCAGUUUCCAUUUUGUGUGUUCAUUGCAGCCAGAGUUUUAUUAGUACAUUGGAAGUUCCACGCUACGCCCCUGGUAAAUGAAUACUUCGAUCUUCUGAAGAGUCUAAAAUACAUGUCGCGUCGUUGGCAGGGGUAUCUGCAAUCCCCAAAACAAAGAUCCACAGUAGUCACAACUAACGAGACGCAUCAAGACUUUGAUAUCGCGGGUCGAUAUGCUGCUUUAUUAGAAGCAUUGCAUUCAAAGUGUAUCAAUGAACCGGAGUUAGAGGCAAACAAUCUGUUUCACGAUGAUAUUAUAACUGGUUUGGAUAUAUCUCGGAAGCGCACACAUGCAUUUUCCGAACUAGUGACUGGCACUCAAGAUGCCGCUGUGUCUCGAGGACAAGCAGCGAACGUGGACGAAUCUGUGGCACUAGAGCACAGUUUGAGAUCUUGGAAGUCUCCAGCAAAGGACAGAGGGUCUGUUCCCGAGAAUGAAUCUGGUUUCGUUUUAGGUGAAAGUCCAUCCUUCAAUAGGGUCCCUACAGGUAAUAUUCACGGCAAUGGGUAUUCCGACUCGGUCAAUUCGUACCGUGUCGCACGUCCGAGUACAGCUGCACAGAACCCUAUAGCGCUAGGCUUGAACGGAAACGCAAACGAUGACGAGCUAACCAUGAUGUCGAAUAUGUUGCUUGAUAAUCAGUUUUCGCAGAUGGAUAGAGUAAUCACGCUGAGUGAGACGGACUUUGCGUGGGAUUGGACGUAUGCUGUUGCGCAGAAUAUAUGA
Messenger RNA from Talaromyces proteolyticus, 2400 nucleotides. RefSeq names its product fungal-specific transcription factor domain-containing protein. The record is from RefSeq and is a predicted model, not a curated record. Gene Ontology annotation, biological process: DNA-templated transcription; regulation of DNA-templated transcription. NCBI's taxonomy places the organism in Eukaryota, Fungi, Ascomycota, Eurotiomycetes, Eurotiales, Trichocomaceae. The coding region runs from base 1 to 2400 and encodes 799 amino acids. Gene Ontology annotation, molecular function: DNA binding; DNA-binding transcription factor activity, RNA polymerase II-specific; zinc ion binding. Gene Ontology annotation, cellular component: nucleus. The transcript is spliced from 7 exons.